CAAAUAUUUAAUCAAAACACACAUUGCUCCAAGUGAAUCACAAUUAAACUGCUAAAUUUUCUGUUCCUGUGCCGUUUUAGUGAAUCAGUGUUUUGUGUACGUUACUCUUAUCGUAACUGGUUAAAUUGGCCGAUACAACGUCCGGUCCAAACCAUCGGAAACGCUAACGGAAAACUCUGCUAGCAACCCAGCUCCGUCGGGGGUCGGUGAUACCUUGAAGUGGUUCUUCGGUGCGUACAGUUUGUACGCGAAGCAUCCGGCCAAAAUUGAGACCGACGGAGCAUCGUCCAGGAUGUCGGGUGAUCAAAAAACCCUCAUCAAGGGCAAUCCAUCACAGUAUGUUAAGCUAAACAUUGGUGGUUGCUUGCAUUACACUACGAUCGGAACACUUUGCAAGCAGGACACAAUGCUCCGGGCGAUGUUUAGCGGACGGCUAGAGGUGCUUACGGAUUCGGAAGGUUGGAUCUUGAUCGAUCGAUGUGGUACACAUUUUGGUACGAUACUGAACUUUCUACGGGACGGUAGCGUAGCACUACCAGAAACAACCAAAGGUAUCGCGGAACUGCUAGCCGAAUCCAAAUACUACUGCAUCGAGGAACUGAUCGAGGCGUGCGAGAAGGUACUCGCUAAGAAGGAACGAGAAUCGGAACCAAUCUGCCGGGUGCCCUUGAUAACAUCGCAAAAAGAGGAACAGUACCUGAUCAGUACGGCCACCAAACCGGUGGUAAAGUUGCUGAUCAAUCGCCACAACAAUAAGUACUCAUAUACGAACACAUCGGAUGAUAAUUUGCUGAAAAAUAUUGAACUAUUCGAUAAGCUGUCCCUGCGCUUCAGUGGGCGUGUGUUCUUCAUCAAGGAUGUGAUCGGUUCGAGCGAAAUCUGCUGCUGGUCAUUUUAUGGUAACGGCAAAAAGGUAGCGGAAGUAUGCUGCACCUCGAUCGUAUACGCCACCGAUAAGAAGCACACGAAGGUAGAAUUUCCGGAGGCACGUAUUUUCGAGGAAACGCUAAACAUACUGCUGUACGAGAACAAAAAUGCUCCCGAUCAGGAGCUCAUGCAGGCGACAUCGCUGCGCGGUGCGGUUGGCGGUAUCAGUUCGUACACGAGCGACGAGGAGGAAGAGAGGACCGGUUUGGCUAGGUUACGCUCAAACAAACAGAACAACCCUACAUGAUUCACACAUCAGCUAGUGCUGAAAAGGAAGCUGUUGCCAAAGAGGAACUAGCACCGCCGCAAACAGAGGCAGACACGGACACACACACGCGUUGCGCUUGUUCGGCUUUCCCGGGGACACUCGAUCUCGAUCACCAACUGCUAAUUGAUUCCAGCGUGAGUGAGGACCGUGUCCUUGUGUAUGCGUCUGUGUGACUGUGUAAUACGACUGAGCUCGUGGGAACGUUUUGUGUGGACAAAUGAUCAAAUGGAAUAGCUAUGGGAUUAAAUUUACAAUAAUUAUAGAAACAACUUUGAAGAUUCGUUUAA
Molecule: messenger RNA, 1482 nt
Organism: Anopheles funestus (African malaria mosquito)
Lineage: Eukaryota; Metazoa; Arthropoda; Insecta; Diptera; Culicidae
Product: BTB/POZ domain-containing adapter for CUL3-mediated RhoA degradation protein 3
Exons: 2
Coding region: 293-1174 (293 amino acids)
Biological process (GO): protein homooligomerization
Molecular function (GO): protein binding
Source: RefSeq, a predicted model, not a curated record